This is a messenger RNA of Carassius gibelio (silver crucian carp), 5610 nucleotides long. RefSeq names its product sorbin and SH3 domain-containing protein 2-like. Gene Ontology annotation, cellular component: plasma membrane. Bases 360 to 3911 code for a protein of 1183 amino acids. Gene Ontology annotation, molecular function: protein binding. The transcript has 26 exons. NCBI's taxonomy places the organism in Eukaryota, Metazoa, Chordata, Actinopteri, Cypriniformes, Cyprinidae. The record is from RefSeq and is a predicted model, not a curated record.
GACUCAAGAAAGCGCGUCUGAAUUCUGAAUGUUGUGUCCGGGCAGCCACAGCGCUCGAGGAGAGGAUAAUAAUAACCGACUGCCGCUCGCGCUGUCGUUGCUGAGAAGCUGCGCGAGAAUGGAUGUUUUUGAUGCAAACACACGUGUGCUUUCACUUAACGGAAUAAUAAUUAAUGAGGGAAUAUAAACCGUUUUAACGCGUUUGCUCGGUCUACUGGAUUGCGCAACAUUUGGAAGAAACCAGCUGCAGUCUGGGACUUUAACCUUGAAACGCAGUGGAUCCUCUGGGCUAAAGGGAGACGUGUGGACGUGGAGCCUGCUGCCUGUUAGCUCGGACCCGCCGCCUGCUUUCAGUCCUAAUGCCGGGACUGUGUGACAUCAAGACACCACUAGAAGGAGAGAUCUUCAGCAUGAACACAGACAGUGGAGGACAUGUCCGCAAAAGUGCCACGCUUUCACUCACUCUAACCCCCAUGAAGAGAAUCCAGAGCUCACCAAACCUAUACACACUCACAGACUCUGAAUCCCAAUCUAAAGAUUCAGAUUUGUGGAGGCCCGGCAGCAGCGUCAGUGAUGUCCCGAGAAAUGGUGACGUGUGCUCUUCUUCUCUGGAAGCUAAAGGCUACAAAAGUGUCAGGCCCAUCUUUCAGGAUAAAAAGUCUCCCACACCACCUGAGGUGCCUGCCCUCCUCAAACAAACCUAUCCCGGAAAAGCACUGUCCUCACAGUCACCACCUAACCGGCUCAGACUCUCCCUCGGUUUCAUCAGAGCUGACCUUCACCCCGAGACCCCUUCUCCCGGCCCGGAGCCUCCGCUGGGGCAGAGCCGCUGCUCUUCCUGCACUCAGAGCGAAGCGUCCACAGCGGUGCUGGAGGAGUUGAGGGUGUGUGGACUAGGCCCAGAGGCUGGCUCUCGUACCCCUUCUCCAACCCUCAGCCCGAUGAGUGCAGUCAUAGUUAACAUGGGGUUACACUCCCCUCCAGCUGGCACCGCUCAUGGCCAGAUGACUGUGAACGGGGGUCUGAGUGUGCCAGCAAGUCCUCAUAGUCACUUCCAAAGACCCUUCUCUCCUUCAACGUACCCCCCUCCUCCUUCUCUGAGCCCUGGUAUUACAGCCAUGCAGCAGUCUAGACGCACUGCCUCUGAGUCUAGCACUCCGAUCUGCGCCAACGUGGAUCCUCCCGCACGAGCGCCACAGACUGACAGGAAAGAAACAACAGGGAAAGCUCCGCUCUUUACUGCAUUCAGUCCUGUGGAUGAGUCUGGGAUUCCCGGUGCCAUACGGACGACUGUUGACAGGCCAAAAGAUUGGUACAAGACCAUGUUCAAACAGAUUCAUGUGGUGCCUAAACCAGAGAACGAAUGGUCUGGGUCUCAUACUGCCACAGAUCCUGUUACUGGUGCAACUAUUUCCAAACAAGAUAAGCAUGCUUCACCUAAUGCUGUUGAGCCCCAUCCUGCACCUAAAACCAGCUCCUACCGGCCCAUCACCAAGAGUGUCUCUGAUAACGGCGGAUACGGUUUCAGGAUGCCUGCCUCCUCUUCUCUCCCUUCUCCUCUGCCCACAUCAGCAUCCACACAGCACAGGGAGGCACCACAGAGAGGCAGGAGCACACCUGACAUGAAUGAGUGGGGGCCUCCUGACAGAAAGGUGGACACACGGAAAUACAGAGCAGAGCCGAGAAGUAUCUUUGACUAUGAGCCGGGAAAGUCAUCUAUUUUAGAGCAAGAGAGAGCAAUCUCCCUUUUUCAGUCAUCCACAGACAGGAGCCCUGAAAGAACAUCAUGCUCUGCCAGUGAUAACAAGAGGCGGAAAUCUGAACCUGCAGCCGCUCAGCCCAGGGCUCAGAGCAGUGUGGGCACAACACAAACGUCUGUCAGACCACAAGAGUUACCCAGGAGCAGCAGCACCCAGAGGAAUCCCCUCACCAGCCCCAGCUCCCCCGCCGACAUCAGGACUAAAGAUCAGGACACAUCCAGAGAAUACUCAUACCCUGACGUGGGCCGCCACACACUACAGAGCAGGAAACAAACUUCUGAUGUCAAAGAGAAACUGCCAGCCAGAGCAAUAUAUGACUUCAAAGCACAGACAGCAAAAGAGCUGGCGUUUAAGAAAGGAGAAAUGGUAUACAUCACUCGGCAGAUAGAUAAUAACUGGUAUGAAGGAGAACACCGUGGACACAUGGGCAUCUUCCCCAUUUCAUAUGUGGAGAAAAUCCCUCCUUCAGAGAGACAUCAGCCAGUGAGACCUCCACCACCAGCCCAAAGCAAAGAAAUCGGAGAAGCAAUUGUGCACUACAACUUUAAUGCUGAUACUAAUGUGGAACUUUCGUUAAGAAAAGGCGAGCGUGUUGUUCUGUUGCGGCAGGUGGAUAAGAACUGGUUCGAGGGCAAAAUCCCAGGUACAAACAAACAAGGGAUUUUUCCUGUGUCGUAUGUGGACAUCGUUGAGAAGACUUCAGUACAAAGUACCGGUCAACCUCCUGGGCCCAGUAUACCCACCGGCUACUCCAAUGACAGGCUGAACAGUAAGUCAUCAUCUGUACGUACCCACUUCAGCUCUCCAUCCCCAUCUGUCCGUCCACUCUCCUCAUCCUCUCCCAGUCCACAGAGAGCCGCACACCUUCAGGCCAUCACCAGCGAGUGGUUGGCCCUUACUCUGGGUCUGUCUCCUUCAGGAACCCCUGCCCCCACACCUCCUCCCUUCCCUUCCAAUUUCCAGCCGUACUAUGAAGUAUUGGAUUCUGCCAUCUCAUCUUCUCCCGCCUCCUCCAUGCUGGGCUGCUCUCCGGCCCUCACACCCCGCACCUUCUCCACUCCUGCGCUCAAAGAGGGUCACUUCAUUCCCAUCACCUCCCCAAAGUCCUACAUGUCCCCUGAUCCCAGCCCUUACCUCACCUCUGCCUCCUUCACUCCUUCGCCCACCUCACCCAUAUUUGACUCCAGCCCCAGGUCUAGCAGUGCCAUAGAGAUCCUCUCCAGCCAAAAAGCAGAUUUAGCUGAGAAAGAACUGCAGUUGUUUUCAGAUAGCAAAGACCUCCACAAACCAGACGGGACAGGCCCCGCUAAAUUGCACAGUCCUAAUGACUUGGUUGUUUUAGAGGCACACAAAUCCCCAUUGGACUUUCUUCCACCUAAAGACCCUGAAGAUGAUCUGUGUGAGGAGUUAGUGUCAAUUAUCAAGGCCAGCCAAUCAAAUGGCACGUUCAAAAAAGAGGAGGGAUUUUAUCGCCAGGAACCAGAUAUAACAGAAAAGCUUCCCAGACUGUUUAUAGAGGAGGAGCCGAAUGAGGACAGAAGCUUCUUAAAUGAACCAUUGACAUCAAAAACAUUUACUCCAGUCCAACCUGCCCAUAGUGAGGGGUCAGAUAUCGAGCAGGGUGAAGUUUCCCAGAAUGCCUCUCCACGUCUCUCUCCCCUGUCCUCACAGAUGUCAUUGCCGUCCACACUGCCCUCAUCGGCUAAAUACUCUCCCCCUUCCCCGCACUCCACCCCCCCUCUUCCCGGGGUUUCACAGUCGCCCCCUCCCUCUGCAAAACUGUUCUCUCGACAGGACCUCCGCUCCCCAAAGGCCAAGUCUGUGUUAAGGCGUGACGUUGUGGUUGUUGGUAAGCCUCCUCGUAGCCCUGUGAUGUCUAGGAGGUCCUGCGGAUCGCCUGUUAGAGGUCAAAACUUUUCACCAUCUCAUAGGUCCCAAAGACAAGCAUAUGUUCAUGAUCCGCUUCAAGGUACAGGGGAACCAUUUCAAGCCCUGUUUAACUACAUGCCACGAAAUGAAGAUGAGCUGGAACUGAAGGAGGGCGACGUUGUUGACGUCAUGGAGAAAUGUGAUGAUGGAUGGUUUGUGGGAACGUGCAGGAGAACCAAGUUUUUUGGAACCUUUCCUGGGAACUAUGUGAAGCAGCAAUAAAUGGACUUUUCCAGUACACAUCUCUGAUGGUCCAACAUCUACUGAAGAGAGAUAGACAAUGUCAACUACAGCUUCCUGCUGGAAUUAACAUGACAUGUUCCAGUCAUCAACCUGUGGAAAGUAAUGGAACUGAUGAAAAGGCCUUUAUGUCAUUUGGUUCAAAUAUGCUGAUAAUUACAUUCUGAAACCAUUACAUUAAUUAAAACAUUCUGUUGCCUACAUUUUUCCUCAUAGCUGAAAAAAAAGAGUUUCCUUGCCUUCUAGUUAAGAUGAAGAAUUUCAACAUAAUGAGUAAUCAAGUGCCCUACUUAUUUGUACAUUUCUUAAAGCUGCAGUAGGUAACUUUUGUAAAAAUAUAUUUUUUACAUAUUUGUUAAACCUGUCAUUUUGUCCUGACAGUAGAAUAUGAGACAGAUAAUCUGUGAAAAAAUCAAGCUCCUCUGGCUCCUCCCAGUGGUCCUAUUGCCAUUUGCAGAAAGCCAUGCGCUCCCGGUAAAAAACAACCAAUCAGAGCUGCGGUCCGUAACUUUGUUUGUGUUCAAAAUGCAGAAAAAUGUAUAGAAUAAGCGAAUACACCAUGAAUCCAUUUUCCAAACCGUGUUUUUAGCUUGUCCUGAAUCACUAGGGUGCACCUAUAAUAAGUGUUUAUAUUCAGACUAUUUUAGAUUGCUUCGGGGGUACCGCGGCGGAGUAACCCAGUACCUUUGUAAUUCUUCAUAGACAUAAACAGAGAGAAGUAGUUCCGGCUACAAUGUUCUUCCGCAAGACGCAAGCAGCUCUGUUUAUUAACCGCUAGAGCGUCAAAAGUUACCUACCGCAGCUUUAAGAGGCACAUUUUCUUUCAUUGGAAGGAUGAAAUACAGUAGGUGAGGAAUGAUCUACUGAUGGUGCCCCUUGUACACUGGACCUGAUGUCUGAUCUGAUCUAGAUUGUAUAGACGCAACAGUAUUGCGGUGUCAUGUUUGUGUCAGGCAGUGGAUAUUACAGAAGAACAUUCCUGCCAGCAUGCAUCUUUUUAGUAUGUUAUUAACUCUCUGGUUCAGAAGAAUGACCUCCGGUUCUUUAGGGCUCUAUGUUCUUCCUCCAAACAUUCCUUUGAGCAUUUGAAGGAUUUUACAGAUAAGAGAAAAAUAUUUUUGAUAUUUUUCAAUCUAAAGAGAUAACGUUUUUGAGAUUGCAAUAUCCCUAACAAAAAGCAACAAAAUGGCCAUGUUAACUGUAGUAAACGGACUCCGAUUAAUGUCUCUACUGCCUAUAAGAAAUAUUUCGGUGUCCUUGCACAUCGCUUAUGGUUUACACACUGUAAUCUAUUUAUUGCCAAUAAGAGUAGCACAUGAUGUCCUAAUAACUAAUCUGCAAUUGGCAGCCAUGUAUUUUGUAUGUCGCCUUCUGAUUGGUUCAAUUUGAGUGAGGAAAUGUAUGUAAAAAUCUAUUUUUGUUCAUUUGAUCAUUCAGCAAAUGUUUUUUCAUUAUGAUAUACUUAAUAUAUUGUUAAUUGUUCACGUUCUAUGCCUGAUCUGUUCAGCACAAUGAUUACACUCAUAUUCAAUUUAAAAUAUGCAGCGUUUCAAUUUUCCUGAGAGACUAUGACUAACAGUUUUAUUCCAGUCAGUAAAGCAAGAAAUGUAAAUGUGUCAGUCAGUAGAAACAUGAACCAAUAAUAUAUGUAAUUUAGGCAAUAUUAUACCUCAUUGAAUUA